Messenger RNA from Gryllus bimaculatus (two-spotted cricket), 3230 nucleotides. NCBI's taxonomy places the organism in Eukaryota, Metazoa, Arthropoda, Insecta, Orthoptera, Gryllidae. The record is from the annotation of a GenBank genome assembly.
AUGGGUCGUAGAGUACCAAGUGAGGAAGAUUCAACCAAAAUAGUGAAUUAUGAAGAACCACCUUUUCAACGUUGCAGAAGAGAAAUUUGCUUACUUUCUUCCUUCUCAUCUCCUGGAUUGGGAUCGAUGAUGAUCGUUUACUUCACUUUUGCUGAUGGUAAACAACUCAGCAGAAUUCUCUAUACUCAUGAUAUUCAUUAUGGAUUCAUGGAUAUACAUUCUAUUACCAAUCGUAUAACAAGUAUCAGUUCUCAAAUCUAUGAAGACUUACCUCUGAGCCACCAUUUGGAGCAUGGUUAAUGAAAUGGAAUAGUGCUUAACCAAAGCACAAACUUAAGUAUUUCCCAUAUGGCUUCCAAUAUUUUGGAAAAUAAUUUUUUUGGUCAUUAAUAAAAGAAUACAGAACUAUUUCUCAGAUGAUGAGAGAAUUUAUUCCUCGUUCAUGGAUUCAGUACUCAAAAUUGGAGAAAAACUGAUCUGGCUUACAUAUAUGACAGCUAAUGGUGAUCUAUCCACUCUGCUACCAAAUUAUUUCACUUGUGUUUUGCCAAAUUUUCUCUGAGGCAAUAUCCUCAUGGCCAGAAGAUUUUUAUUUGGACCUUGUCAAGUGGGAACAUAUUCUAUUAUGUUUCCUAUUGAUUACAGUGCUUUAUAGCCACCAGAUGCCUUAGAACAAUUCAGUCCUCAAAGAAAAGUACAGACAUUCUGUGUGUUGUUUGAAGUAGUAUUUGAAUUCGAUAAUAAAUAUUAAUUCAAAAAGCAGACUCUAUAUAUUUUGUACCUGAAACAUUUGUUUGGAGCUUCUUAAUUGUACAAUUAAUUUGAGAGAGUCCAAUCUGUAUAAAAAAUACAAUCGAUCUAUAUAUUUGGAAAAAGUGAUAUGUCUCACACGUUUUAAACGAAAUUAUCUUACACAUUUUAGUAAUGUGGGUUUGUUCACUUUCAGACAAAGAACAGUGAAAAUGUUCUGAUUAUAGCAUCAAUUUAUGUGAGUAUUACUACAUCAUGUUGGAAAAUUUGAAAAUGCAUAUUGUAAGAUUGUCAUAAAGUUCAAAUUAUAUAUAUCAGAUGUUUCAGUGAAUAUUCUGCCAAUAUUUGGGAUUCAUAUUUAAUGUAACAUGUUGCGCAGGGCAGAAGCAAAGUCCUCUCCCCUAUAUUUUCAAUUACAGUUAACUAUUUAAUUUUCAAUUUAUUUUUUAACUAUUAAUGAGAAACGACACAUUAGUAGACCAAACCUAUCCAUUAAUAUGCUUGAUGCAGUAAUGAUGGCACUGUUAUAUGCAAGCAGAGCUGUAGCUCCCUUCCAAAAACAGAAUUCAUGAUCGUAAGAAAAAGUAUGCAAAACAAUGAAUAAUGUUAUUAUUCUCAUCACAGAUUUCAAGACUUGCUGGACUUCUCAAUCUUACUAUGCAGCCAGACUCAUUGCAUCCAAUGACAAUGCUGACCAAUCCUCUUAUGCAUCAGCAAUACAAAAAUUGAUACCAUAGAAGGUGAUCGGUUAAACAGACUCAGUACCGUGUCACCAUUACCAUAUCAUUGGUGGUGACAUAUUUAAUCCAUGUGGAAUAGUUUCCAAUUUUUAACUGACAUACAAUAAUUCAAAUAACUGCAGCAUAAACUGACCUUUUUUAAAUCUAUCACAUAACCAUGGUAACUUCUGUAAAAACUAUGAGUACGGGCUUCAGUAAAACCCUACAGUGAAGCUUUUUUGGCCAAACUAAAAAAUACGUGAAGAUUUAAAUAACAUUUAAAUGAACUUCUUUAGAUCUCCGCAACUUUACUAUGCCAGAGAUGGUCGGGUGUGGUAUGUACGACUAUUAAAUAUUUUAACAUUGCAACUUUCCAUUAUGUCUUGACAUUUUACAUUCAUGUGCAUAACUACUUGCAUCAUGAAAAUCAUGAUUAUAAUGUGGAUAUAAUACCUGAACAAAGCAAGAUGUUGAUCUUAAUGGAUUUUUUUGGCUCUUGAGUACAUGUGUUACCAAAUAUCAAACUCCCCAUGCAAGGCAUGUAUAUGCAAUCUCUCUGAUUCCAGAUAGACUUAGCUCCAUGCAUAAGUACAGGAAACAAUUAAAAUUAAUUAGUAAGGAUGAAAUUUUCAAAAAUUUAAAACAAAUUUCUAGACAUUUUUGUAUAUCUUCCUCAUCAUUUUGGGAACAAAAGAAAAUUCUUCUCAGAUAGCUCCCUUCAAUAGUUACUAGAGACAAUAUAUUUAAUGGCAAUCAUUUCUGAAACAGUCUGUUUAUGAAUUAUACAGUUUACGUGAAGUAGGAAAUGAUAUCAACAACAUUUAUCACAUUAAUUUCUUAACAUUUAAUUAACUUUAUUUCAUUGUCAGUUUCUUGUACCUUCCAUUUUCUAAGCAUUGAUUCAUCUUUAUGAAAUUAUUUUGUUCAUAGUAUUUUAAUUUAUUAAUUAGUUUUUAACUGCACAAUAAACAGCUAUUAAAAUAAAAUAUAUUCAUUUUCAUGUGAAAAAAUAUUUAAAUAUUUGUAUUUUUGAUGAAUUAUGAGUGAACAAAAAAUAUAAAUCAUAUAACAAAUAUUGGGAACCAAUAUUGAUAAAGGAUAAAAUAGAAACUCUGUAUUUGAAUUACUUGAAUUGGUAUAACAGGUAUGUGUUUUAACAUAGUAGAGAACGCUAAAAUUGUAAACUUUUCAUGGUGCAAAGUAUAAACUUUUAAAAAGGAUUAAACAUUUUUCUGUGCUCAAUAUACGUCUGUUUAAUUUGCUUUUUAUCAAAAUACUUUAUAUAUUUAAGGAAGUUAUUAAGUAUUUGUAUUAUUAAUACGACAAAAUAGACACAUUUCAUAUCUUUUCAAUCUUCUUUUAAAUUAUAUUAUAUAUGAACGUAACUGUUACAAUGUAUUAAACAGUUAUAACACAGUAAGGUGUAUUCAUUAAUACGUAGAAUCUACAGAAUGUAUUUUAUAAACAAUGAUUGUGUUUUACAUAUUGCGUUUAAGGUGAAUAUUUUUAACAGCAACAAAUAGUAUCUGUAUUCUGCAUUAAAAGAACAAUACGUUAAAAACAUGAAAUUAAACUAAUUGUUUAGUUAUUCAUUUCCACUGCCACGUAACAAUUUAUUUGUUUUUAUCUUUAAGAAGGUCAUCUAUUAUUCAAUGUUAGGGAUUUUCUUUCUUGUGAAACGGUCUCAGUGUUAACAAUAAAACAUAAGACACAGCUUCACAGCAUAAGAAGAAUCCCCUAACAUGUGAUAAUAGAUGAACC